AUGAAGACCACAUGGCUCACUAUCCUGUGCUGGACUUACAUCCGGCUGUCCACAUCUUUCCCUGUCGAUGACAGGCCCGCAUUUACACCAUGGGAUCUGGCGAAAAGAGAGAUCGAAGCAGCUAUCUUCUCCAAUCCUCUGGGACCCCAAUUUGGAGUACCUGAUGAGACGUGUCGUGGCACGCUGGAGGGCCCCAACACCGGUAGUUGCUGGAAGAUGGCAGAUGUCACAGUUGAUAAAUUCAUCGCAAACCGAAAGCCCGAGGCCAACGAAUGCGAGGUGCCCUGCCUUUUCUACACCUCGAAACUCACGGGAGCGGCAGAAAGGCUGGCCAAUUUUGUUCUGAAGGAGGUACUUUUGACGGGGGCUGCGGAAGGACCGCGCAAGUACCAAACUAUCUGGGAGCUACAUCCGCCAAAGUUCUAUCCAAACAAGAAUGACCUGGACAAGACUCCCGAGGCCAAGUGCAUCUACCAGGACCAGAGGGAUCAGGACUACGACGCGAACUUCGAUGGUUGCCAACGGCUAUACUUCAAGUCAAUGUCGAAGGCCAUGGCAAUGGAGUGCAAAGGCGAGGUCUUCUUGAUGACCAAUUCAGAUCUGAGCGAAGAGAGAAGCAAGCCCCCCGAGAUUGAGGCGAGGGGGGAGUAUUGGCCUAAUGGAGUUGGCAACGAGCAUUUGCAAAGCUUUCGCAACGAACAAAGUCCGCAAUCGACGCCGAGCCCGCAAUCAACCCCCACUCCCACCCCCGAGGCAGCCAAUCCGGUUGAGACCCCUUCCAGCGGUCUUGUCAGGAGGGCAGAUCGGACAGAUGAAGAAGUUCUUGAACCUGAUGACGAAGGUUAUCCUUAUCAUUACUCCAUCGAUGAGAUCUAUGACUGGUACAAGGAAGCAGCGUGGUAG
Alternaria hordeiaustralica is the source of this 903-nucleotide messenger RNA. RefSeq lists its product as uncharacterized. Bases 1 to 903 code for a protein of 300 amino acids. The record is from RefSeq and is a predicted model, not a curated record. NCBI's taxonomy places the organism in Eukaryota, Fungi, Ascomycota, Dothideomycetes, Pleosporales, Pleosporaceae. The transcript is spliced from 4 exons.